Vitis riparia (riverbank grape) is the source of this 1622-nucleotide messenger RNA. RefSeq names its product ammonium transporter 3 member 1-like. Lineage: Eukaryota; Viridiplantae; Streptophyta; Magnoliopsida; Vitales; Vitaceae. The transcript is spliced from 3 exons. Gene Ontology annotation, molecular function: ammonium channel activity. The record is from RefSeq and is a predicted model, not a curated record. Gene Ontology annotation, cellular component: plasma membrane. The coding region runs from base 64 to 1503 and encodes 479 amino acids. Gene Ontology annotation, biological process: ammonium transmembrane transport.
UACUUUUCAACAUUUCAAGCCGACUUGUAAGUUGCAAGCAUAACAGCAAGACAGUGCUGAAAUAUGGCAUCUACACUGCCCGGUGCCUAUAAUUUGUCGGCGUCCGUGCCGGACUGGUUGAAUAAGGGAGACAACGCAUGGCAGAUGAUAGCGGCCACGCUGGUGGGCCUCCAGAGCGUGCCCGGGCUGGUGAUCCUGUACGGCAGCGUGGUGAAGAAGAAAUGGGCGGUCAACUCGGCCUUCAUGGCGCUCUACGCCUUCGCCGCGGUGGUCCUCUGCUGGGUCAUCUGGGCCUACAAGAUGUCCUUCGGCGACAGACUUCUACCAUUCUGGGGGAAGGCCGGGCCUGCGCUGGGCCAGAAGUACCUGCUAAAGCAAUCGGCUCUGACGGCGACCACGCAUCACCAUAAGAAAACGGCGAUGGUGACGCCCUUCUAUCCGAUGGCGACGAUGGUUUGGUUCCAGUGCGUGUUUGCGGCCAUCACGGUGAUUCUGCUGGCGGGGUCGCUGCUGGGGAGGAUGAAUAUAAGGGCGUGGAUGAUGUUUGUGCCGCUGUGGCUCACUUUUUGCUACACUGUUGGGGCCUUCAGCUUGUGGGGUGGUGGCUUCUUGUUUCAUUGGGGUGUCAUGGACUACUCUGGUGGUUAUGUCAUUCAUCUUUCCUCUGGAAUUGCUGGCUUCACUACUGCCUAUUGGGUGGGGCCAAGAUCAACCAAGGACAGGGAGAGAUUCCCCCCAAAUAAUGUGCUGCUGAUGCUGGCAGGGGCGGGGCUGCUGUGGUUGGGAUGGGCCGGGUUCAACGGAGGAGACCCUUAUGCAGCUAACACUGACUCUUCCAUGGCAGUCCUCAACACCAACAUCUGUGCCGCCACCAGCCUCCUGGUGUGGACUUGGCUUGACGUCAUCUUCUUCAAGAAGCCUUCUGUGAUUGGCGCUGUUCAGGGCAUGAUCACUGGCCUUGUCUGCAUCACUCCUGCUGCAGGACUUGUUCAAGGAUGGGCGGCCAUAGUCAUGGGCAUUCUCUCAGGCAGCGUCCCAUGGUUCACCAUGAUGAUCCUCCACAAGCGCUGGACUCUUCUCCACCACAUCGACGACACUCUCGGCGUCUUCCACACCCACGCCGUCGCCGGCUACCUCGGCGGCAUCCUCACCGGCAUCUUCGCCGAGCCUGAGCUCUGCAGCCUCUUCCUCCCCGUCACCAACUCCCGCGGCGCCGUAUACGGCGGCUCUGGCGGUAUCCAGGUCCUGAAGCAGCUCGCCGGCGGAGCCUUCAUCAUUGGGUGGAACGCGGUGGUGACUUCCAUAAUAUGCCUUGUGGUGAAGGUGGUGCUACCGCUGAGGAUGCCGGAGGAGGAGCUGCUGAUCGGCGACGACGCCGUGCACGGCGAGGAAGCGUACGCGCUGUGGGGAGAUGGGGAAAAGUAUGAUUCGGCAAAGCAUGGGCUUUAUUCCGAUGAUUCUCUGCUCCAAAAGCCUUCCAGUGGGGCUACUCAGGUAGUUUAGAGAUUUGAAAAAGAAGAUAAAAUGGUGCGUUGAUUGUAAGAGAAUUUAGAAUUGUCUUAUAUGAAUAUUCUUGUCCUCAUUUAUAAUUAUCUGAUUUGAUCCAUGCAUGUUUUUAUCAA